Molecule: messenger RNA, 1143 nt
Organism: Cyphellophora attinorum
Lineage: Eukaryota; Fungi; Ascomycota; Eurotiomycetes; Chaetothyriales; Cyphellophoraceae
Product: Sperm motility kinase X
Exons: 1
Coding region: 1-1143 (380 amino acids)
Biological process (GO): protein phosphorylation
Molecular function (GO): protein kinase activity; ATP binding
Source: RefSeq, a predicted model, not a curated record
AUGCAGCACUUCUUUAAAUGUUCGAAAACGCUUGCCUGGAAUGAAAAGGGAAGUACCGAAGUCGAUAUCGGUUCCGCGGCGUUCCCUGAAGCAAUCGAUGUCCUGCAGAAAAUCGACCUGUUCAACGGCAAGUGGAUGAAAAGUAAGAACAACAGUAUAUGGCGCUGCCGUCUCAAGCAAGGACAUUCAUCGACUCCAUAUUUCGACCUAGACUUCGUCGUCAAGGCACAUAUGCGUCCUCGUGAGAAAGCCUUAGGCGAGGUGGAGGCACUGAAAGCGUUGCGGCAUCCUCACAUAUGCGCGUAUGUUGCGCAUUUCCAGUCAGACCUGGGCACAGGCAUUUUGAUAUAUCCUUCAGCUUGUAUUGAUCUUUCAGACUUAAUGCGGAACGUCUCUCUGUCGCUCGACGUCACUGGCGCGCUCAAAGAUGCUCGGGGCUACCAUGUGGACUCCACAGGCCCAAUUUUACGAUCUCUGUUAUGGCAUAGUGGAUCAAACGACGAAGGUGACGCUGGCCGAACGUCAGGCUGUCCUGAUCCUUGCCAGCGUCACUUGUUCGGUCUUGACCUGACCGUACGUAUUGCCAUGUUGUCGACGUACCCAGCCUGCCUCUGCGAUGCCAUAAAGUACGUCCACGACAAAGGCAUCCUUCACAGGGACUUGAAGCCAGAGAAUAUCCUUGUGGAUCGAAAUGGGUCAGUGCUGCUUGCAGACUUUGGGUGUUCCGUCUUCACGUCUUCUUACGACGUAUCAGACGGUCCCAAAGGCGCAAAAAGGUACACAGCACCGGAGGUUUUCGAGGAAGGCAUCAUGUAUACUGAAGCGUCGGACAUCUUCUCACUUGGAGCAGUGCUUUCAGAACUCGAAACUUUGACACAAGGCCAUACGCUCGAAGAAUAUCAGCUAGUGCGGCUGAAGAACAUUCAAGAUUCACCAAGGCGGAUCGAACGGAGGUUUUCCGAUACCAUUGGGGAGUGUGAAGCGUGGUUGCGCUCUUUCGAGAGGAAUUCGGAUCCCGCACGGAUCGAGACAAUCAUUAGUAUGCUGUCUCAAGACCCUGGGAAACGGCCGACUCAACGUCUUGCAGGUCAAUUGCGACAUGACCUUUCAUUGAGGUGUACGGACUGUCACACCGCAGCCUAG